CUGACUCCUGGGCGUGAGGCUCGCUCACUCGCUCGCCGGCUCACUGGGUCACUCGCUCUCGGCUCCUGCCACCGCUCAGCCGGCACAGCCCAGGGGAGCCCGUGAGCGGGAGAGCCAGCGAGCCGAGGAGGGAGGGAGCGAAGGAGGGAGGGAGCGAGGGCGCGCCCUGGCUCUCCCUCUGCCCUGCCGCCCGCCCUUCCUGCUGCCACAGCUUGUGUUUUCCAUACACCCUGGAGUCCCCUCAGGCCAGCCCGGCGGGCGCGCACCUGCCAGCCGACCCUGACCUCGCAGGCCAAGCGGCCCCCGAGUCUGAGAAGAUGGCCCAGUCCAAGACCGACUGCCGCUCACCUGUCGGUCUCGACUGCUGUAACUGCUGUCUGGACCUGGCCCACAGGAGCGGGCUCCAGAGCGACAGCAGCGGAGAGAACAACAACCCGGGCAGCCCUACCGUGAACAACUUUCGGCAGCUGCAGGAGAAGCUGAUCUUCGAGAACCUCAACACCGACAAGCUCAACAGCAUAAUGCGGCAGGAUUCGCUAGAGCCCGUGCUGCGGGACCCCUGCUACCUGAUCAACGAGGGCAUCUGCAACCGCAACAUUGACCAGACCAUGCUGUCCAUCCUGCUCUUCUUCCACAGUGCCUCUGGAGCCAGCGUGGUGGCCAUAGACAACAAGAUUGAGCAGGCCAUGGAUCUGGUGAAGAAUCAUCUGAUGUAUGCAGUCAGAGAGGAGGUGGAGAUCCUGAAGGAGCAGAUCCGGGAGCUGGUGGAGAAGAACUCCCAGCUGGAGCGUGAGAACACCCUCCUGAAGACCCUGGCAAGCCCAGAGCAGCUGGAGAAGUUCCAGUCCCGCCUGAGCCCCGAAGAGCCAGUUCCAGAAACCCCACACGCACCUGAGGCCCCCGGUGGUUCUGCGGUGUAAGUGGCUCUGUCCUCAGGGUGGGCAGAGCCACUAAACUUGUUCUACCUAGUUCUUUCCAGUUUGUUUUUGGUUCCCCAAGCGUCAUCUCACGUGGAGAACUUUACACCUAGCAUAGCUGGUGCCAAGAGAUGUCCUAAGGACAUGGCCACUUGGGUCCACUCCAGUGACAGACCCCUGACAAAGAGCAGGUCUCUGGAGGCUGAGUUGUGUGGGGCCACAUCACCCCCAGCCAGUGAGCCUCUAAUGCCACCGUGUCCUGGGGGCUCCCAGGGUCUGGGCAACUUGGCCGCAACUGGCAAAGGAGAAAGGUAGUGUGAGAUGUGAUGCCAGUUUACUCCAGAAAGCAUAAGGGGUCUGUUUUUCAUUUCCAUGGCCAUCUUCAGCAGCUUCACCUGACAACGACUGUUCCUAUGAAGAAGCCACUCGUGUUUUGAGCAGAGGCAACCUCUCUCUUCUCCCCUGUCUCACCAAGGCAGGGCCACAGAUAGGAGAGAUUGAGCCAAGUCAGUCUUCUGUUGGUUCAUAUGGUCUAAUGCAUGGCUUUGCGCACAGCCCAGUGUGGGAUUACAGCUUUGGGAUGACCGCUUACAAAGUUCUGUUUGGUUAGUAUUGGCAUAGUUUUUCUAUAUAGCCAUACAUGCGUAUAUAUACCCAUAGGGCUAGAUCUAUAUCUUAGUGUAGCAAUGUAUACACACACACACGCACACACACACACACACACACACACACACACACACCUAUGUGUUGAAGGGCCUAACCGGCUUUGGAAGUAUCAACUGGUCCCUUAUCUCUUAAGGCUAAUUCUUUGACUGUGUUCAUUUACCAAGUUGAUCCAGUGUGUCCUUUAGGUUAAGUAAGACUAAAGAGAAAAGGCAGGGAGGAGGGCCAAGCCUCUGAAUGUGGCCACAGAUGCCUUGUUGCUGCAGCCCUUGCCCCAUGUGUGCCCCGGCCCGAAGAUGUGUGAGGUCCUCAUUCAGAUGCCAAACCCACCAUUCACUGGUGCUGACUACAUAGAAUGGGGUUCAGAGAAGAGCAGCUGUGACUUCACAUUGUCAUUGAGAAACUUUUGUUUUGGUGUUUGUGGAAAACUUGCAAGUGAACUGCAUGAUUGGCUUGCUGGUGUCCCCUUGUGGACAAGGGAUGGACGAGGGGAUGGCUUUGACCCGACGGUGCCUGGGUGAUGUACUCAGGGAGCUUGUGUCUAGGGGGUUCUGUGGCAGUGAACAUUUUCCAUUUUCUGAUGUAUGUCUCCAGGAUUUGGAUUUUGAUUUUUCAAAUGUAGCUUGAAAUUUCAAUAAACUUUGCUCUUCUUUUUUUCUAAAAAUAAA
Felis catus (domestic cat) is the source of this 2248-nucleotide messenger RNA. It is a transcript of the gene TSC22D3, whose product is annotated as TSC22 domain family member 3. The record is from RefSeq and is a predicted model, not a curated record. Gene Ontology annotation, biological process: regulation of transcription by RNA polymerase II. Bases 318 to 920 code for a protein of 200 amino acids. The transcript is spliced from 4 exons. Lineage: Eukaryota; Metazoa; Chordata; Mammalia; Carnivora; Felidae.